AUGGUCGACCAAGUCAGUGUUAACCAAAUACCUAUGGAAGACUGGGCUAUAACUUUUUUAGCUGUAUUGGCUACUGUAAGUUGGUGUUACCUUCUACCCUAUUUUACUCUACCCUGCUUUAUCAUAUCUUAAUCUGCCCUACCCUAACCUACCUUACUCUACCCUAACCUGCCCUAUUCUAAUCAACCCAACCGCGCUCAACCAUACGCCACCAUAUCUUUCCCUACAUCUACUCUACCCUAUUCGACCCUACCCUACUUAUGAUCUUUCCCUAAAUUGUCAUACCAUACAAUACCAUAGCCUAAGACACUCUACCCAACCUUAUCCUACUCUGCUUUACCUUACUCUUCCCUACCAUAUUAUACCCUACCCUGCCAUAUCCCGUUUUAUCCUGUCUUACUCUAUAUUAUAUUCUUCUACCCUACCCUUUCCUGUCCCACCCUACUUUUUCUUAAUUUUAAAUAAAGUAGCUUGUAACUUUUCAAAAUAUUUUAGGCAAUACAAGUAAAACUGACACUCCAGAACAGAAACAAACCGUUUGAUUAUUACCUAAAGUGUAAGUUUUAAAACUUUUUUUUACUUAAAAUUACAAAAUAUUUUUUUCAUUUAAAAAUUUUAAAAUCAAAAAAUGUCAUUUUCUAGGCUUGACUCUACUAAUGCCAAUAACAUUGCUAACACUGUUCCAGCUUCAUUACAAAGAGCAGCUUAGAAGCUUCAGAAAUGGUAAGUGCAACAUGACAUAUUACCCCUUCAUCCACCCCCCCCCCCGUUUUUUAGCUAGCGCCUGUUUUCAGCUUCAUAAUAUUAUAGUUUAAACCUAUUUUUUUCUAUUUCAAGCCUAUUUUUUCUAUUUUUAGCCUAUUUUUCUUUUGAAUUUAAACUUUUUAGCUAUUUUUAACAAGCAAAGUACCCGACCUGCCCUGCUCUGAUAGACUUCAAACUUUUUAUAUAUAAACACCAUGUAAAUAUAAGCUUUUCACCAAAGUACUAAAUCGCGCUUUCCAUUCAAUCUCAAGAAAAUCGCAAUCAAAAAGUUAGGUUUGAAUUCCCGCCAAAUUGGCAUUGUGUUUCAAGCUUAUAACUUGCCAUUUUUUUGACUUUUGACUAUUUUUCCUUGAUAUACUAGUAGAAAACCGUUAAAUGAACCUACAUUUUUGAAUUUUUAAGCGUAGCUUGUCUGGAAAGUCGAAAAAAGUGCUUGAAACACAAUGCCAAAUUUGUCGAAUUGGCGGGAAAUUCAAAUAUUUGUUUUAAAACUCAAAAGCGCGAGCUAACAUAUUUUAUGGGUACUAUUGGUGGUACAAGGAAUUCAUAUAAAAAUUUUGAGCUGAUUUUGAGCGGCGCGGGGGUAUUUUCCCUUUAAGUUCAUUUUUUAAUUUAAAAUUUAAAAAAAACAAAAUUUAAAAGCGUUUUUUAAACUUCCAAAUGUUUCAGUAUUCAUCAUACUAUAUUUGAUAACAUCAAGUAUUGCAACACUCAAAGAAAUUUUAAAACCCAACAACACAACUUCAAAAGCAGUGGAACAUAUCGACCAAAAAGCACUGUUAAAGCGGUCCUUGACCGAAAAUGCCAUUUUAGUACUAAUACUACUCUUGAUGACAAGUGUUUUGUACAUCGUACAAGUAUUGGUUAGUACCAAAAUUUCAUUGGACAUUCAUUUUUGGAUUAUUGUGUUGACAGGCUUAAUACAUAGUGUAUUACACGUUUUUUAUGUAGCUAGGUCACAUAAGAAGAGUAAUGUUACUGUAGAUGAGUUUGGAAGGCUAGAAGCAGAUAACGAAACUCAUAUUGUAAGUUUACUAACACUAUACCAACGUUACCCUACAUUAACUUACCUUAUCACACCUUACCCUACCCUACCCUACACUACUCCAGCCUACCCUACCCUACCAUGCCCUACCCUAUCCUACUCUUCCCUACCUGCCCUGCCUUCCCCUUAUCACUACCCGUACCCUACAAUACCUUACCCCUACCUCUAACCCAAUAUUUUAGAAAAAAUUUUACAUUGCGUUCACAUAGUAUUGAUUUUCCAAAUUUACCUUAUCUUACUUUAUCCUAUCCUACCCUUCCUUAACUUAUCCUGCCUUAUCCAACCCUCCAUUACCUUAGCCUAUCUAUCACAACCUACCUUCCCCUAACCUACCCUACCUAUCCCACCCUUGAUUUACCCCAGCCCUACCCUGUAUUACCAUCCUGUUGAACUUUUUAAAACAUCUUUUCAAAUAAAAUAUUUUACUUUAGGCAAAAAUACAAGCCUCAUUUGAAUGGGCAGUUGUUUUCAUUCUUGGCACAGUAAGUAUGCUUUAAUAAUUUUUUCAAAUUCUAAAUUAAAAAUUUUAGUUUUUCAUAAAAAUUUUAAAUUUUUAUCUUACAGCUCUACCUUUUCUCCAAUUUUACAACCCUUUUCACAUGCCAUAUUGUGUAUUCAGACGUUUUUUACUGCUUAUUCUUCUGUAAGUUAUAUUUUCAACUCAUUUUUCAAUGUCCAAUACAUUUGGCAGGGUAAAUUGAUUUCUCGAAAUUUUAACACUUUUUUGCAUCUUUGAAUGAAAAUCGAUAUUAUAUUCAAAAAAAUUUCAAUUUUUUUAAUUAAAGUUAUGUUACUCUUAAAAUUUUUUAGGUCUUCAACCACUGGUCAGAUGUAUUUUAGAAGCGGACACCUUUUUCUCACUCAAUUAA
This is a messenger RNA of Bursaphelenchus okinawaensis, 2679 nucleotides long. The record is from the annotation of a GenBank genome assembly. Lineage: Eukaryota; Metazoa; Nematoda; Chromadorea; Rhabditida; Aphelenchoididae.